UGUAACCUGACGUAAACGUGAUGAUGUAUGUAACAAUCGGUAAGCGGAAGUAGUUGUUUUGACUUUGGUCCGAUUCUUCCAUUCCACGUUCAGCCGGCGACUCUCGUUUCCGAUUUCUCUUUGCUGGAAAGUGUGACAAAAUGACUUCUAAGCGUCGUAACGGAGGACGUGCCAAACACGGUCGUGGACAUGUCAACCCGGUACGCUGCACAAAUUGUGCUCGUUGUGUACCCAAGGACAAGGCUAUAAAGAAGUUCGUAAUUCGUAACAUCGUCGAGGCAGCUGCUGUCAGAGAUAUCACAGAAGCUAGCGUAUACUCGGCUUACCAGCUACCCAAGCUUUAUGCAAAGUUACACUACUGUGUGUCGUGUGCUAUCCACUCCAAAGUUGUUCGCAACAGAUCCAAAGAGGCUCGUCGCAUCCGCACUCCACCCCAGCGUAACUUUCCCCGGGACAUGCGUCAAGGACAGCAACAAAGGAAGUGAAUAAUACCAUGUACAAUUUCUAAGCCUAAAUAAAAUUUGUAAAACCGA
Athalia rosae (coleseed sawfly) is the source of this 533-nucleotide messenger RNA. RefSeq names its product 40S ribosomal protein S26 (gene RpS26). Gene Ontology annotation, molecular function: mRNA binding; structural constituent of ribosome. Lineage: Eukaryota; Metazoa; Arthropoda; Insecta; Hymenoptera; Athaliidae. The coding region runs from base 141 to 485 and encodes 114 amino acids. Gene Ontology annotation, biological process: translation. Gene Ontology annotation, cellular component: cytosolic small ribosomal subunit; ribosome. The transcript has 3 exons. The record is from RefSeq and is a predicted model, not a curated record.